This is a messenger RNA of Malurus melanocephalus (red-backed fairy wren), 1999 nucleotides long. It is a transcript of the gene NHERF1, whose product is annotated as NHERF family PDZ scaffold protein 1. Gene Ontology annotation, cellular component: apical plasma membrane. Gene Ontology annotation, biological process: protein localization to plasma membrane. NCBI's taxonomy places the organism in Eukaryota, Metazoa, Chordata, Aves, Passeriformes, Maluridae. The record is from RefSeq and is a predicted model, not a curated record. The coding region runs from base 50 to 1078 and encodes 342 amino acids. The transcript has 6 exons. Gene Ontology annotation, molecular function: signaling receptor binding; protein-membrane adaptor activity.
GGGCGGCUGGCGGGACUGGUCCGCUGCUGCUCCCGCCGCUCUCCCCGCCAUGAGCAGCGGCGCGGGCCCCAGCCCCCGGCUGUGCCGCCUGGAGCGCGGCCCGGAUGGCUACGGCUUCCACCUGCACGGCGAGAAGGGCAAGCCGGGCCAGUUCAUCCGGCUGGUGGAGGCGGGCUCGCCGGCUGAGCGCUCGGGGCUGCGCGCCGGGGACCGGCUGCUGGAGGUGGACGGCGAGAACGUGGAGCGGGAGAGCCAUCAGCAAGUGGUGGAGCGGAUCCGCGCCGCCGCCGGCGCCGUCAGCCUCCUCGUUAUAGACUCGACGGCCGAGGAUCAGCUGCCGAAGCAGGGCGGGGCGGGUGCCGAGCCGCCGGUGGUCGGCGGGCAGGCGGUCCCGGUGCCGGUACCGGCGCCAGCGCCGGUGGAGCCCGCGGCGAGGGAGCCCAGCAGCGGAGACCGGCGGGAGGAGCUGAGACCUCGGCUGUGCCGCAUGAAGAAGGGUCCCGAUGGCUACGGCUUCAACCUGCACAGUGACAAGAGCCGCCCGGGGCAGUAYGUGCGCGCCGUCGACCCCGGCUCGCCGGCUGAGGCAGCAGGGCUGGCACCCCAGGACCGCAUCAUCGAGGUGAACGGUGUGUGCAUGGAGGGCAAGCAGCACAGUGACGUGGUGGCAGCCAUCAAGGCRAGCGGUGACGAGACCAGGCUGCUGGUGGUGGACGUCCUCACGGAUGAGUUCUUCAAGAAGUGCAAGGUGGUGCCCUCGGAGCAGCACCUGACAGGUCCCUUGCCAGAACCCGUUGCCAAUGGUGACAUAGGGAAGGAAAACGGUGCAGAGCCACGGUCCAACUCGGUGUCUGAGAGCCCAUCCAGCCCCGCGCCGCUGGCCGUGUCCAACUCCAGCGACACCCACAGCGAGCCCCACGCACAGGAGGGUGACAAGCGCCAUUCAGCAUCCGGCUCCCUCCUGGACCUGGACAUCCCACUGGCCGUGGCUAAGGAGCGGGCGCAUCAGAAGCGCACCAGCAAGAGGGCACCCCAGAUGGACUGGAGCAAGAAAAACGAACUGUUCAGCAACCUGUGAAGGCCCCGGGGCGGGGUGAGGGUCUUCUAGCCCCACCCAGCCUCGUACCCACCUCUCCUGCACUCCUCUCUCCCCUGCCACAGACUCCUGAAGGGGAUGUGGGGCUGCUCCCACCACCYUGAGCCGAGUGCUGGGGUUUGGUGGCCAGUGAGCAUCCCUGCAGAGGGGUCCUGGGUGAGGAGGUUGGGCUAGAGAGAACUGGGGGUGCUGGGGGUGCCCCCUCCCAAAAGCUCACCCCCAGGGUGCUCCUCCAGCCCUGCCUUGAAGCCCUGCACACCCUGGCAGGCACAAGCAGGGGUAGGGGAGGGAUCCAGGAUUUGGGGUGACCUAGUGCCCAACAUUCCUGGUCCCYGCUGUUCCCUAGUUUUUUCCCCACCCCAAACCCCAUCUCCAUUUGAACCACCCCCCCAAAUUACCCUUUAACUGCAAAACCUGAGGCUUUUAGUGACUUCCACCACACCCCACCUGCCCAGCCACUGACCACAGCCAGGGUGCUUGACCCUGGCCUGGCAAGCUCCGUCCACGAUGACCCUGUCCCUUUGCCUCUUCAGGUGCAAGGAGGGGUAUGGGUGCCCAGCAUUGGGGAAUGCCCAGCACCCUGCCCUGGGGAAAUUUUGGGAGAGGAGAGGGUGUCUGGAGCCAGCACAGCAAGCAAUAAUAGUCUCCUUUGCUCCUACACACUCCCGGAGACAGAGCYGAUCAGGGUUUGAAUCCAACACUGUGUAAUUUAAAGGCUUCUCAUAGACUUUUUUUUUUUUUCUGAAAUAAGUGUUUUUCCAAUCACACCAUUUAUUUUUUUUAACUGUAUUUUGUGGAAAUUCUUCCUGUGGAUGUUUUGUUUCCAUGUGCUGCAAUCAGGUGUUGUUGUACUGUUGAGCUCAAGAGAAAUUCUGUUUACUGGAAUAAACCUUUCUGACUUCA